CAGAUCUCCAUGCCUGCUGGCAGCUAUAUGUUGGAGAGCAGCAGUAAGCGGGUUUAUUAUGAAGACCUGCCAGUUCUGUGGGUGCUGGAACUGGAGCUUCCCCGAAAUUGCAGAAUCCAGCCUUGGACAACCUGCUAGAAGAAGCUAAUGCAUUUCUGCACUUGAUACCCGCAUAAUUCCCUAGAGUGCUAUGGCAUAAUCUAUGUAUGAUAAUGAUGCAAUGUCAAACAUUUUCUUAUUUGCCAGAAGUGGGCGAGCAUGUGAAACUGCAUUUUCAUGCCUCCAAGGAAAUAACCUCAUGACCAAAGUGACAACGUAAAGAGAUGACAGACGUGGUGGCAUGAAUAGCCUGUAAAGAUUUGAUGUGUGCGUGUGGCUAUGUGUUAAUUACAUGCCAUUGCGAUUCAAUGUUUCUUUUCUAAAUAUGCGAGAUGUCACUUUCCGAUCCUGCUCCCCCCAAUCAGCACUAAAUCAUCAGUCUAUCGCGGAUAGGUUGGUUGUUCUGCUGUGAGCGCAGCGCGGAAUGUGUCUGGGAUGCAACCAGUAGUUUAGACUGACUGACUGACUGCUGUGAAGAAGUAGUUGCGCAUCACUGACGGAUUCCAGCGCCGCGGAAACCGCCGAAAGUCACGUCUUUCUUCUCACUGAGCUAAAUGGCUCGGAUUUACGACAGAUACGACUUAUGCAGAUGAGUGAUUCGAUUCUAUAAGCGUUUGGGAAAUGCAAACGAUUGUCCGGCUAUAAAUUCAGACGCCUGACGCUCGAGCAGCCAUGCAUGUGUGUAGCUUCGUGGGCUUUUUGCUCCUCCUCCUUUUCAUCAGCAGGAUCAUGGAUGGCUCUGUUGCGAACACUGAGGAGAUCUUGCCCCCCACCAUUCAGAAACUGAUGAAGGGAUACAACAAGUACCUUAGGCCAUUCUUCGGCAAUGGCCCUGUUACUGUGGGAAUGAGUCUGGAUAUCGCCAGCAUAGACACAAUAUCAGAAAUCAACAUGGAUUACACUGCUACCAUCUUCCUUCGUCAGCGCUGGACUGACGAACGCUUGUGUUUCGAUGGCAAUAAGAGCUUGAGUCUGGAUGGGAGGCUGGUUGAGCUCCUCUGGGUCCCCGAUACGUUCAUUGUGGAUUCCAAGAAAUCCUUCCUGCACGACAUCACUGUCGAAAACAGACUGAUCCGGAUAUUCCCCAAUGGGACCGUCCUGUAUGCCCUCAGAAUUACCACCACAGUGGCCUGCAGUAUGGACCUCACCAAAUAUCCCAUGGACAGACAGACCUGCAUGCUGCAACUUGAAAGCUGGGGAUAUAACGUGAAAGAUGUUGUUUUCUAUUGGACACGGGGAAACCAAUCGGUUAGCGGCCUGGAUCAUUUACAGCUGGCACAGUACACCCUUGAGGAUCAUUACACCUCUGAAUCUGAAGCUGUUUAUGAGACUGGUAACUACCCGAAGUUGAUCUUCCACUUCAAACUCAAGCGAAGCAUCCUGUAUUUUAUUCUGGAGACGUACGUUCCCUCCAGUGCUCUGGUGGUCUUGUCCUGGGUCUCCUUCUGGAUCAGUCAGUCCUCAGUACCUGCUCGCAUCUGCAUAGGAGUGACGACAGUUUUGACUAUGACCACCCUGAUGAUGGGCGCCCGCACCUCCCUACCCAAUGCCAACUGCUUCAUCAAAGCUAUUGAUGUGUAUCUGGGCAUUUGCUUCAGCUUCAUCUUUGGUGCACUGAUUGAAUACGCAGUCGCCCAUUUCUGCACGUUACACCAGCCCAAUGCUGCCAACGCAUAUAUGUAUGGCCAGGAAAUGCAGGAGCGCGAGGAUGAAAUGAACGGCAUCGUCACCUCCUUCGGCAGCCACGCGUUGCGGGCCCGCAAACGGGAGGAGAUGCUGUCCCGCAUGGGCAGCGUCAACAACCCAACCCCCAGUGAAAGUAAGGAGGACGUCAGCUCCUCGCAGCCACAGACACGCUGCACCAAAUGCAUGUCGAGGGCACGUCGAAUCAUACGCUGUCUGUACUGCUGCAAGGUGGAAAACCCACACUACAUCGACAACUACUCCCGCCUGACCUUCCCUCUGUCCUUCGUCAUCAUCAACCUCCUCUACUGGACCUACUACUUGUACUUUUAAACCUCCUGCUCUCUGUGAGUGUGUGUUUGAGGCGUUUACAGUCAUGUGUGGGUGUGUGUUUGUGUCACAGUUUUCCUAAGGGUUUACGCUCUUACAUGUCAGCAUGCAUUUCAGUUCAGCUCGUAUGACUGACUGUGUUCAUGUCAUCCAAAUGUGCGUCAUUUUUAUUGUGGUGCGAGGAGGAUCUGAGUGGGAUUUGGACCAUCUCUGCAUUUGGAUGAGGAUUCUACAUUACUGUGUCAGGAAUAUGUGGCCUUCGUUUUAUGAUGGAGCUUCAGAUUUACUGAAGUUCGCAAUAAAAUCGGCCUAGUUGUAAAGUACAGUAUGAUUUUAUGGGUAAUACUUUAUGAUAAGGUAACAGUUGAAUUUUUAUGAACUAAAGUUAAAAAUAUCAACAAAUCUGUAACAAAUUUAUUGCUAAUUGUUAGCUAAAGGGACAGUUCACCAGAAAAUUAACAUUGUUAACCCUUAAUAGUUUCUUAACUCUUAUGUAGUGUUGGAGGUGUUUUCAUCCACUCUGGGGUGAUUUUGAGUCUUAAUUUGGCCAUAACUUUUUUGUGUUUCAGCUAGCAAAAUGUUUUUGGUGACUAAUCUUAUUUUGAGAAAAUGCUUUGAAUUAAAAAAAAAUACAACUAAAUUCAACAGUACAUUCUAAGCAAAUUUACUACCCCAUUGUUAUGUUAGGGAUGAAAACAUCCACUGAACUAAACUGCUGUAAAAAAUGCACCAGACAAGUAUUAUUUCAAAUUGUUUUGGAUAAAUCUGUUAAUCAAACUCACUUCAGAUCAAAACUACUAAAUUGGUUAGGAAAUUACAGGAUUUUAACUCUUUAAUUGGCAAGUUCAACAAUAAUGUCUCUGAUUUUGUUUACAUGGACAUCGUUAAAUGAAUUAUUUGCCUUAAUCUAAGACAAUAAUAUGAGUAAGGUGUUUACAUGAGUUGCUUUUUGAAUGUUCCUUUUAUGAUCCCGUUUUACAAGUUAUUGCACAUAAUUCCAUUAACGUCUGCGUCUCCGUGCUAUCCACGUGUCCUCCGGAGUUUCAUGUAAUUUUGGGUGUUUCAUUUUUAAUUUGUGGACUUUAACUGCAGUUUGGCACUUUCACU
Danio rerio (zebrafish) is the source of this 3219-nucleotide messenger RNA. Lineage: Eukaryota; Metazoa; Chordata; Actinopteri; Cypriniformes; Danionidae. The record is from RefSeq and is a predicted model, not a curated record.